Molecule: messenger RNA, 1362 nt
Organism: Drosophila biarmipes
Lineage: Eukaryota; Metazoa; Arthropoda; Insecta; Diptera; Drosophilidae
Product: dynein regulatory complex protein 9
Exons: 1
Coding region: 1-1362 (453 amino acids)
Biological process (GO): cilium organization
Cellular component (GO): cytoplasm; motile cilium
Molecular function (GO): protein binding
Source: RefSeq, a predicted model, not a curated record
AUGUCGCAAGGACACACGCAGGAGCAAUUGCUGGAACUGAGACGCAUCCUGUUGCUGACCGUCUACAAGAACACCUUGAAUCAGCUGAUCCUGCAGCAGCGUUCUCAGCGUUUAAAUGCCAAGAAACCUCUCACUUUGCCGGCUUCCCUACGAAGGCGACGCAGUUCGUCCAAUGGAGAAAGGGAAAAACCGGAACGUGUCCUUAUUACCGGAAAGGUGCUGCCCAGACUGGAAUCCCUGCUGGGGGAGCCGGAGAACGAUGCCGAUCUGCUGGAUGAGGAUGUGCUGAAUGCCCUGAAGUUCGAAAGGGAUAUGGAUGCACUGAGAACAAUUUUUGAAGUGGCCAUGAAUGAUCCCGAGUUGGCUGAAAAGAACAUGGAAGAGGUUAAGGAUCUUGGAGAAGAUAUAGAAGAGGAGGAAGCUUUCGAUAUAAAGGAGGAGGACUUGGAAGAGGCAAGUAAGGAAAUCACUUCUGAUGAGUAUGAUGAUUUGAAAAUUAUGAAUCUGCAAAUUAAUGAAAGGCAAAGUCCUAUUGAGGGUGAACAGUUACAAGAUGUAAAACAGCAUGUUAAGGAAGAUGAAACAAAAUUGGAAGUCCUGGAAACCCAAGAAGAGGAAAGCACUUUCCAAGAGGACAGGGGUCUGGAGAAUCUUAAGCAGGCCAUCGCUGCCUUCAGUGGCAACAAGAGCGAGGAGUCCCAGGCUGCCCAACAGCUGCAGGAAUCCAAGGAUGAGCUAAAACAACUCAAAGAGGAUCUCGAAACGGAGAAGCGGGUGACCAAGGACAAGCUGCAGGAUCUGGAGGAGCGCAUAGCCGACACCAAGUACAAGCUGCGCUGUGUCUCCCGGGUCAAUGACCUGGAGUACAGUUUGGUGCAGCGCUGGGAGGAGGGUCGUCUGGCGCAGGGCACCAUUUGGGGUGAGAAUGCAGAGCGGGCCUAUUUGAGGGAUAUCCUGGACAUUCGUCAAAGGCUGGCUCGCGAGGAGCGGGUGAGUGCCGAACUGCGCUCCUUUCGCCAGCGAGAAAUCAUGGAACUGCAGGCCAGGAUUAAGGAGUGGCAGGUGCGCUAUGUCAGCGAGAUGCGACGGGUGGAUCGCGAGGCAGAGUCCUGGGAGCUGCGCAUCCUCGAGCAGAAGAAGCUGCUGCAGCGCCACCAGGAGAUCUUCGAGGAACGUAUGACCUAUGUCCAGGAGUACCGUGCCCAAAAGGAGGAGGAGCAGCGCCUGCUGAAUCUCCAGAUCCACCGCAUCGAGUGCGCCGUUAGAAUCCAGGCCUGGUGGCGCGGCACCAUGGUACGACGCGGCCUGGGACCGUUUAAAAAGAAACCCAAGCGCGGCAAACGGGGAAAGCUUAAGAAGUAG